Messenger RNA from Rotaria sp. Silwood2, 984 nucleotides. NCBI's taxonomy places the organism in Eukaryota, Metazoa, Rotifera, Eurotatoria, Philodinida, Philodinidae. The record is from the annotation of a GenBank genome assembly.
AUGCUUCUCAUUCUAAGAUCAUGUUGUCUUGGCUUUACUCAAAGUGGUAUUCUUGUUCUUUUUCGUACAAUUAGUCUUGAUCAUUCAUCAACACCAUCUAUGCUUAAUGUACUUAUUCAUUUAUUUGAACAACAUAUUGUUCAAAUACCUAGUCCACUUGAUAUUUGGGAUAUAUUAUGUCUUAUACCAAAUUCUAAUUAUGAUAAUUCAAUAAUAAAUGAACUUGUUGAUCAAUUAGUCAUACGUUAUGAUGAACAAACAAUUGAAUUUAAACGUAAUUAUUUUACUCGUUUUAAACAAUGUCUUUAUCAUUUACAUCGUCUUGCAUGUCCAUUUUCAAUUGAUAGUUGUGAACAUUUAACUAGUUUACUUGUUUAUCUUGUUUUACUUAUUGUUCGUGAUUAUCUUCGUUUAUUUAUAUAUGAACCAACAAAUAGAAAUUUUGUUGAAUCAGCACAAGAAAUUCUUCAACAAACAUUAUUUAUACAAAAUAUUGAUAUAAAACGUAUUAAAUAUUUAGGUGAUCAACCAAUAACAAUUGAUUCAAUAACAGUUGAUCCAAGACAGUAUCAAUUAAUAACAUUUACAUCAUUAAUUAAUUGGAUUUCAGAUAUUAUUUUUUAUCUUAUUGGUUAUUUACAAUUACAACAAAUACCACAAUGGUUAACAUGUAAACAUUUUUUUAAUGAUUCAAGACAAAUACAAUGGUUAAGAGAAUUUAUUAUAUAUUUUUAUAUACUUAAUAAAAUGAAUAAAAUACCAUAUACUAAAAUAGCACAUAUACAACCAAUAUCACAAAAUGUACAAACAUCACAAGAUUCACAACAACAAACAACAAAUCAAUUAACACAAAAAGAUAAUUUAAAAGAAAUUUAUAAUAAUUUAUAUAAAAUUAUUAAAAAAAAUAAAGAUAAAUUUNUACCUGACUUUUACGGUCCUUUUUUUCUCUCCCUUAGAAACAUCGGAAAAAAAAAUGAUUGCUGA